AUGGCUUCCUCGAGCGUGCCCGCGAACCCGACGCCUCAGACCGUGAUUGGUCUCGUCCAGAAGCUCGGCGACGCUGACCCGGACUUCCGCUUCAUGUCCCUCAACGAUCUGCUCCAGGUCCUCGCAAACGGAAAGCCCGACUUCCUCCACCAUGACUAUAACGUAGCCGCGCGCACAGUCGACAGCAUCAUCAAGACCCUGGACGACCAGAAUGGAGAGGUGCAAAACUUGGCCAUCAAGUGCCUCGGCCCCCUCGUCACAAAAGUACCGACGCCGAUCAUCGCGCCCAUGAUCGAGAAGCUUUCGGCGAUAAAGCUUAAGAACUCCGUCGACAACGCCGUCCCGUCCCUCGCGCUGCGCGCCGUCAUCAUGGCCCUGCCGAAACCCACACCCGGCCUGCCCCCGUCCAAAGAGGUCCAGGAGUCCUACGUCGCCGUGAGCCGGGUGCUGAUCCCGCGUUUGCUGGGUCCCGGAGGCAAGGUCCAGGCGCAGUCUGGCUCUAACAACAUUCAGCUCCCGCCUGUGCCGCCGGGUCUGUUGAAGGUCGACAAGAACCUUAGCGCGGAAUCAGUUGACAUUCUCAUCGAGGUCGUCAGGUGUUUUGGAGUUAUGCUCUCCCCGCUUGAGGUUGAGGCGAUGCAGGACGCGGUCAUCAGCUUGCUGGAGAAUGACAAGACAUCUUCCGUCGUUAAGAAGAGGGCCGUCGUGGCGAUUUCUAUCCUGGCGGUCCACCUGUCGGACGACCUGCUGAACCAGAUGGUCACGCGCAUGGCUAACAACCUAGGCAAGCGUGAUAUCCCCGCGGUUACGCGCCGUCUCUACAUCUCCAUUACCGGCUCUAUGGCGAGGUCGAUCCCCGCACGAUUCGGCACAUAUCUGAGCACCCUUGUGCCUUUCAUCAUGCAAGCUCUUAGCGAAGACGAGCUGGAGCAGCACUUGGAGGAGAUUAGCGACGGAGACGACGUCGGUCUGGACUUUAACGAGGUUCGCGAGUCUGCUUUGGUGGCACUGGAGGCUUUCCUCGCAGCAUGCCCAACAGAAAUGCGCCCCUUUACCGAAGACACUAUCAAGGCGUGUCUCCGAUAUCUCAAGUACGACCCCAAUAACGCUCAGAUGGAUGACGACGAGGACAUGGAGGUCGAUGAGGAGGAGGAAGAGGAAGACGCCGACGAUGAGUUCGAUGACGAUGCCGGCUUUGAUGACGAUGACGACGCGAGCUGGAAGGUCCGUCGUUGCGCCGCAAAGGCUCUGUACACUCUCAUCUCGACCCGCGGAAGCGGCGAUUUGCUCGAAAAUGGCGUCCUUUACAGCCAGGCCGGCCCCACUCUCAUCAAGAGAUUCGACGAGAGAGAAGAGAAUGUUCGUCUGGAAGUCAUCUCCUGUCUGUCCCUCCUCGUUCGCAAGACCGGCGAGGGCAUCUAUCCCACCGAUUUGUCACUCGACGACCAAGAGCAAGAGGCCCCGAGCCUGAUCCCUGUCAGCCGGAAGCGUAGGCGCCAGAGCAGCGGCGGUGGUUCCAUGGCUGCUCAUGUUGCGACUGGUCUCACAUCACCCACUCUCGAGCGAAUUCCUUCGACCGGCCCUCGCGCCGACUUGGCUCGCUUCACCCCUACGAUUGUAAAGGCGUCCACAAAGUUGCUCAAGGGCAAGGUUAUUCCCACUAAGCAGGCCAUCAUUAACCUCCUUGACGACAUAAUUACGGUACAGCGCGGAGGUCUGUCUGACUACUUCAACGAUGCCAUUGGCCCCAUCAUCGAGUCGAUCAAGCCUACUGGAGCCUCUGCUCUCGCUUCCUCCUUGGCCGCUUCUGGUGGUAACGCGUCUGCCACUCCCAGCACACUACGUGUUGCGGCCCUGAAGCUUACCAGUGACAUUGCCAAGACUCACUCUUCAAGUCUACUCCAGCCUUACCUGACCAAGAUCGUUGCUGGUGUGGUGGCGGCCGCCAAUGACCGCUUUUACAAGAUUUCCAGCGAAGCCAUUGGCACGAUUGAAGAGCUGGUCAAGGCUAUUACGCCCCCUCGUUCCAAGAUGACGGCGCAGAAGUUCAAGGGCGAGUUGCAAAAGCUUUUCGACACGAUCAUGGAUCGCAUCACCGCAACUGAUGCCGAUGCCGAGGUCAAGCAACGGGGUAUUCACGCUUUGGGCGUCCUGUUGUCGAGAACGUCUGGCGCUGAUGGUGCUGGCUUGAUUGCUGCCGACAAGCGUCAAGCCGCCCUCGCCGCUCUGCUCGAUCGUCUCAAGAACGAGACCACUCGACUUGCAGCCGUCAGAGCCGUCGAUAACGUCGCCGCCUUUAGCACCAGCAGCGGGCAACUCGAGACGGCUUGGAUUCGCGAGGUGGCUCUGGAGCUCGCCGGCCAACUGCGUAAGGCGAACCGAUCUUUGCGCGGCUCUAGCAUCCAGGCUCUGAAGCACUUGAUCGUGUCUCCCACGUCCAAGGGUCAGCUUGAUGCAAACACCAUCCAGGGCCUGGUCUCGGCACUGGUACCUGUAAUCAGCAAUCACGAUACCCACCUCCUGGCCCCCGCACUGCUUAUUCUCGCAACCCUGGUCGAGGAGAACGCAGGCCUUGUUGUGAACCAAUCCAUGGUCGCAACUAUCUGCACUCUUCUCAAGUCGAGUUACGCAAGCAUCGUUCUGGAUCAAAUUUUGAUCCUCGUCACCAAGGUUGGUGAGAGUGGCUCUGGCCAAGGUCUCAUGCAGGGUAUUCUCAAAGAAGUUAGUAUCGAAGGAGACCCGGUCGUUGUUGGCAAGGUCAUUGGUGCUCUUCUCGUAGCCAGCGGAAGCUCGGCUGGUGUCACGAUCGAUAGCUUCAUUUCCGAGCUUCAGAGCAGCACGCAGAAGAGGGAUGACGCUAGAAUCAGUCUUGCCUUGGCAGUGCUUGGUGAAGCCGGUCUGCGACUAGGACCCAACUCUCCUCUCAAGCCGGAUCUGUUCCUGAAGCAGUUCCAUGAAGAGCCCGACAAGGUCUCCAUCUCCGCCGCGGUAGCUCUUGGCCGUGCUGGUUCGGGCAAUGUGUCCCAGUACCUCCCGGUCAUCUUGGACACCAUGCAGAAGGGUGGCAACACGCAGUACUUGCUGAUUCAAUCGAUCAAGGAGAUCUUGCAGCAAGUCACCGUUCUGUCCGCCGAGGUUUCCAAGUUCGCCGCGCCAAUUUGGCAGCAUCUGCUUUCGGCGUCUACUAUCCCCGACAACCGCGUCGUCUGCGCGGAGUGUGUUGGCCGCUUGACCAUUAUUGAUACCCAGACAUUCAUGCCCCAGCUCCAGUCCCUUCUCAGAGAUCAGAACCCCGACAUCCGUGGCAUGGCCGUGCAGGCUGUUCGAUACACGCUGCCUGACAGUGACGACGCUUUCGAUGCUAUGCUCAAGAACGUCCUCGUUGACAUGCUUCUCGUCAUGCUUCAAGACACGGAGAUGGACAACCGUCGCUUGGCCAUGUCGACGUUGAACUCGGCAGCCCACAACAAGCCCGAUCUCAUUCUGCCCCACUUGGGCGAGCUGAUGCCGUAUGUGUUGUCCGAGUCGGUCAUUAAGCCGCACUUGAUUCGUGAGGUGAUGAUGGGUCCCUUCAAACAUAUGGUGGAUGAUGGCCUGGAAGUCCGCAAGAGUGCCUACGAGACGUUGUACGCUCUCAUGGAGACGGCAUUCUCACGGAUCAACAACAUUGACUUCUACGACCGUGUUGUCGCUGGUCUUAAGGACGACAAUGACAUUCGCAGUCUGUGCAACCUGAUGGUUUCCAAGCUCAUCGUGCUUGACCCCGAUGAGACGGCUCGUCGCCUCGAUACGAUUGCCGAGGCAUACCGGGCGAUCCUGUCGACCAAGUUGAAGGAUGGUGCCGUCAAGCAGGACGUGGAGAAGCAAGAGGAGGCCAACAAGAGCGUCCUGCGUGUGACCCUCCUGCUCGGACACAGGCACAAGAACAACAAGGCGGGUUCAGGCAAUGCUGUGGCCAACGCCAACGCUGGAGGCGGAAGCCAGGUGUGGAAUGCUUACUGGGAGUGGGUGAACAAGGAGUUCCAAGCGUCGCUUAGAAGUAUGCGCGAGGAAAGCAAGGAAGCCCGCGUGUUGUAA
Colletotrichum aenigma is the source of this 4077-nucleotide messenger RNA. It is a transcript of the gene candA-C, whose product is annotated as Cullin-associated NEDD8-dissociated protein 1, C-terminal part. The record is from RefSeq and is a predicted model, not a curated record. Lineage: Eukaryota; Fungi; Ascomycota; Sordariomycetes; Glomerellales; Glomerellaceae. Bases 1 to 4077 code for a protein of 1358 amino acids. Gene Ontology annotation, cellular component: nucleus. Gene Ontology annotation, biological process: SCF complex assembly; protein ubiquitination. The transcript is spliced from 4 exons.